Messenger RNA from Oryza brachyantha (malo sina), 2521 nucleotides. Its product is annotated as probable pre-mRNA-splicing factor ATP-dependent RNA helicase DEAH9. The record is from RefSeq and is a predicted model, not a curated record. Gene Ontology annotation, cellular component: intracellular anatomical structure. The transcript has 23 exons. Gene Ontology annotation, molecular function: RNA binding; ATP hydrolysis activity. The coding region runs from base 69 to 2174 and encodes 701 amino acids. Lineage: Eukaryota; Viridiplantae; Streptophyta; Magnoliopsida; Poales; Poaceae.
CACCCACCAGUUUACCUCUGGUCUCGCGACUCCACCCCACCGGCGGCGAGAAGCGGCGGCUGCCGGCAAUGUCGAGGUUCUGGAGGCCGGGGUCGGAGAAGCCGACCGCGGCGAUCGUCGAGGACGAGGAGGGCGGGGUCCUCUUCCUGCCCACAAACACCAGCGCCUCCUCCUCCUCAUCUGGGUUUGGGUACGCGAGCUUGGAGCGGCAGCGGCAGCGGCUGCCGGUGUACAAGUACCGCAGGGCCAUCCUCUACCUGGUGGAGCGGCACGCCACUACCAUCGUCGUUGGCGAGACCGGCAGCGGAAAGUCCACGCAGAUCCCCCAGUACCUUAAAGAGGCUGGAUGGGCCGAGGGCGGUCGACUUAUAGGCUGCACUCAGCCAAGACGGUUGGCUGUGCAGACAGUUGCAUCAAGAGUAGCGGAAGAAAUAGGUGUGAGACUUGGAGAUGAAGUUGGUUAUACAAUUCGAUUUGAGGAUCAAACAAAUCCAGGUACAACCAUGAUUAAAUUUCUGACAGAUGGGGUAUUGAUCAGAGAAAUGAUGGAAGAUCCUCUUUUGACCAAGUACAGUGUAAUUAUGGUUGAUGAAGCCCAUGAAAGAUCCAUUUCAACAGACAUGUUGCUGGGUCUUCUGAAAAAGAUUCAACGACGUCGGCCCGACUUGCGUCUAAUCAUAUCCUCUGCAACAAUUGAAGCAAGAUCCAUGUCAACUUUUUUCAACAUUAGGCGAAAGAAUUCUAUGGUUGAGUCUGCUGAUCGUUUGCCCAACCCAGAACCUGCUAUACUUUCCGUGGAAGGUAAAGGUUACACGGUGGAAAUUCAUUAUGUUGAAGAACCUGUCUCAGACUACUUGCAGGCUGCUGUGAAUACUGUACUUAUUGUUCACGAAAAGGAACCACCAGGGGAUAUUUUGGUGUUUUUAACUGGCCAGGAUGACAUAGAUGCAGCUGUUAAGAUGCUAAAUGAGGAAAUUCAGCACCGUGGAAGACAUUAUCUGGGCCUGCUGAUUCUGCCCUUGUACUCUGGCCUUCCACGGGGAGAUCAAGACCUCAUUUUCACUCCAACUUCAAAAGGGAAAAGGAAGGUUGUGUUAUCAACAAACAUCGCUGAGACGUCACUAACUCUAGAGGGUGUGGUGUAUGUCCUCGAUAGUGGGUUUUCCAAGCAGAAAUGUUAUAAUCCGAUUUCUGACAUCGAGAGUUUAGUUGUCGCACCAAUAUCCAAGGCAUCCGCAAGGCAAAGAGCAGGCAGAGCUGGAAGGGUGCGGCCUGGGAAGUGCUUUAGGCUAUAUACAGAGGAAUAUUACCUUAAAGAAAUGCAGCCAGAAGGGAUUCCUGAAAUGCAAAGGUCUAACCUUGUUUCCUGCAUAAUACAGUUGAAAGCUCUAGGCAUAGACAACAUUUUGGGAUUCGAUUGGCCAGCUUCUCCAUCACCAGAGGCAAUGAUUCGAGCUCUUGAAGUUCUAUAUUCUCUAGGAAUCCUUGAUGACGAUGCCAAAUUAACGGUUCCCCUUGGUUUCCAAGUUGCUGAGAUGCCUCUGGACCCUAUGAUUUCAAUAAUGAUCUUGUCAGCCAAUAAUUUCGGAUGCUCUGAUGAGAUAUUGACCAUAGCCGCAUUUCUAUCUGUUCAAUCUGUUUGGGUCUCCAUGAGAGGAGUGAAGAAAGAAUUUGAUGAAGCCAAGCUUCGUUUUGCUGCUGCUGAGGGAGAUCAUGUGACGUUCCUGAAUAUUUACAAAGGAUUUCAUCAAUCUGGAAAAUCUAGUCAGUGGUGUUAUAAGAACUUUUUGAACCACCAAGCAUUGAAGAAGGUUAUUGACAUCAGGGAGCAGCUUGUCAGGAUUACAAAGAGGUUUGGCCUACCACUAACGUCAUGUGAUAGAGAUAUGGAGGCUGUUAGAAAAGCUGUUAUUGCUGGUGCAUUUGCUAAUGCAUGUCAUCUGGAGGAAUACAGCCAAAAUGGGAUGUACAAAACAAUAAGGACCUCACAAGAAGUUUAUAUUCAUCCUUCUUCUGUGCUAUUUAGGGUUAAUCCAAAGUGGGUCAUUUAUCAGUCUCUUGUUUCAACUGAUAAGCACUAUAUGCGUAAUGUUAUUGCCAUUGAACCAUCAUGGCUUACUGAAGCUGCACCACAUUUCUAUCAGUUCCGGACACCCAAUCCAGUCCUCCACUAACUUUGUGAUGGUAAUUUUAUUUCUCUGUGUUUGCUCAGUUUUUAUCAUCUUCCAUAGUCACAAUAGUGAAGUUUCUCCAUGUCGAUCGUAGAAAACAGCAACUUGAUCUUUGUACCCUCUUUUCCCUGUUGGUUAAUCUACUUAUUACUUAAGUUGUAUAGUUGGAUUGGUUUUCACCCCUUUUUUUGCUCAACUAGAUAUGAUGCAGAUCAGCAUGAUUUGCUUUGUUGUUAAGUACUAGCUUCCUUGAUGUUAAUCAAUUGAGAGCAUGUCAGGAGGCAAAGGAUGUAUGUGAAAUGAUAAACUAAUUAUAUCGAUUGAUGGAAUAAGAGUGAACUUUUAUUUCC